AUGGAAAAGGAGCAACCCCAAACUUCUCAAAUGGGUAAAUACAUUGUUGAAUUAGAAAAUAUUGAACAUCAAACAAAUAAUAUUGAAGAUAUGUUAAUGUUGUGUUGUUAUGAUAUUAAUCAACAUCAGUCUGAAUAUAAUCAAAUUGUUGAUGAUGUAAAUCAACUUAAUACCAAUUUACUUUCUAUUCAAGAAAAGCAAAAAAAGUUAUCUUCUAUUAUAGAGUCAAAUCAACAACAAGCUGAUAAAUUAACUCGAUUAAUUAUGUUAAAAAACCCUGACUUACUAAAUUCUUAUAAUGGUACUUUAUUACGAAAAAAGUCAUUAUGUGAAAUAGAACAAAUGAUUGUUUUACUUUCUCAACAAAUACAAUUACUUCAAAAUAAAAUAGAUAAUAUUACUUUUAAAUCUCUUCCUAUUGAACAAAUAAAUUACCUUAAAAAUCAACUAAUAAAACAGUUUGUUAUCCUUUUUUUUUAUUAA
Molecule: messenger RNA, 483 nt
Organism: Entamoeba histolytica HM-1:IMSS
Lineage: Eukaryota; Evosea; Mastigamoebida; Endamoebidae
Exons: 2
Coding region: 1-483 (160 amino acids)
Source: RefSeq, a predicted model, not a curated record